AUGGAUCGCGUCUUUGAAGGUCUCAUAGGGAACAAUGUCAACGUGUACAUUGACGAUAUUGUCGUGUACGCUGAUGAUUUGGAUACGUUGUUUGAGCGUCUGGACGAGGUGCGCGGGAGGUGCUGCGAGGAAGGUUUGUUUCUUAAGCUGAAGAAGGGUGAAUACGUGAAGCAGGAAGCAAAGCUGUUAGGGUUCAUUGUAAGCGAGGAAGGCAUCAAGCCGGACCCGAAGAAGGUGGCGGACCUGAUGAGAGUGGAAGCUCCGUGUAACGUAAGAGAACUGAGGUCGUUCUUGGGUUCUGUGACUUACCUCAAGAGGCAUAUUCCACAGUUCGCGAGUAGAGUCGCUGGCAUGACUGAUUUGCUCAAAAAGAAGACUGAGUUUGUGUGGAGUGAGGCACGAGAGGAGGAGUUCCAGAGUAUCAAGAAAUCGGUGGCCGAGUGUGUGUUGCUAGCCGCGGCGGCAGACAUUGGAGAGUUCGUGCUAACGACGGACGCCAGUGAUCGGGCGAUAGGCGCCAUGCUAGAGCAGAAGCAGGCCCGAGGGUGUGUUCCAAUCGGGUUUGGUAGCAAGAAGUUGGACGAGUGUCAACAGCGGAUUACUUUUGCGCUGCGCCGUUUACCAUCAGGACUGAUCACCAGAACCUGUUGUAUUUGGCUAACUCUACUAAAGGAAAGCUAUCAAGGUGGUCGUUGUUCGUUGUUCCUACAACAGUUCGACUUUAAGAUAGAGUACCUGAAGGGCACCGAGAACGUGGUGGCUGACUGGUUGUCUAGAGCGAACUUACGAGAAGAUGUCGGGGAGGACGCGGUGGUGGAUCGAAUCCAGAUAGUUUAG
Molecule: messenger RNA, 837 nt
Organism: Gregarina niphandrodes
Lineage: Eukaryota; Apicomplexa; Conoidasida; Eugregarinorida; Gregarinidae
Product: putative Pol polyprotein
Exons: 2
Coding region: 1-837 (278 amino acids)
Source: RefSeq, a predicted model, not a curated record